Messenger RNA from Lentinula edodes (shiitake mushroom), 862 nucleotides. Its product is annotated as H-hydrate dehydratase. NCBI's taxonomy places the organism in Eukaryota, Fungi, Basidiomycota, Agaricomycetes, Agaricales, Omphalotaceae. Gene Ontology annotation, molecular function: ATP-dependent NAD(P)H-hydrate dehydratase activity. The record is from RefSeq and is a predicted model, not a curated record. Gene Ontology annotation, biological process: metabolite repair. The transcript has 3 exons. The annotation marks the transcript as partial.
GGGUGCAGAUCUAUCGCAUGUAAUAUGCUCUCCUACUGCAGCUGGGGCAAUCAAAUCCUUCUCUCCAGAUCUCAUUGUACACCCAAUUCUUCGUGAAGAUUCAUCACCAGGGGAUGUAAAGCCUGAACUCAACUCGCUUCUCUCACGUCUACAUGUUCUAAUUAUCGGUCCCGGCUUAGGCCGCGAACCAUAUAUGCAAAACUUCGCUAAACUCGCCCUGACACUUGCCCGCGAAAGAGGAAUGUUUCUCGUCCUUGACGCAGACGCGUUACUCCUUGUUGGAAAAGAACUCGACUUGAUAAAAGGCUACCGACGCGCAGUGCUCACACCCAAUGUCGUAGAAUUCACACGUCUCUCAGAGAAUGUCGGUGUCGAUCCAAGCACCCCGCCGGACAAACGCGCAGAGGUGAUCUCUAGAGAGCUGGGAGGCGUUGCGAUUCUGCAAAAAGGAGCCAAGGAUAUCAUUGCUAUUGAUACUACUGGGGAGAGUGCGGAUACUGAGAAGAGUUUGUUGAAGGAUGAGCCGAAGGAGAAGACGAAGGAGGUUGUUGAGGUCGAUGUCGAGGGAGGGUUGAAACGAUGCGGUGGCCAAGGAGAUAUCCUGAGUGGGGCAGUCGGAACGUUCUUGGCGUUUGGUAAAUGUUAUGAAGAUGGCGCAUUUGGUGACAGUAAAAUUGCUGCUUCCAGGAUGCCCCUACUAGCAGCAGUAGCUGGAAGUAUAGUUACUCGACAUACUAGUCGGCUCGCUUUUCAGAAACAAGGACGAGGAUUAGUUACACAGGACAUGCUAGGAGAGAUUGGGACCUCAUUUUCAGAAGUCUUCGGUGAGGAUUCUCAAGGUGGCGAUAGAGGCAAGCUGUAG